UGGCAGCAGCUGCACGCAGGAGGCCGCGCUGAGGAGCCGCGCGGGGCCUGCAGGGCCCACCGUAGUGCCCUUGGGGGCUCCCAGCCCAUCAACACACCUGGGAAGACUCCAGUGACACCUCAGAUGCCUAAGAAACUCUUCAUGAGGAAAACUGCUGUGACUCUACCCUGCAGUCACACUGCAGAAGGCUUAGGAUGGAGAAAUAAUAGGAGAACUAAAAUGGGAAAGAAACAGAAAUGUUCUACUCAGCUUCCAGUGAUCCAGGAGGUUGGAUGUAGCAUGGUCAAAAGUGUAGACAUGAAGGUCUAUGAAAAUAGCAGUUGCAUCUGGAAAGGAUGCCAAGAAAGGACACAGAAUGAGUUUAGAGCUGUUACCACCAUGAAGCCACCCAUGCCACUGGAGCCAGAAGUGAGGCUUCAUAUUGCUGGUUUGCGCGAUGAUUACUAUCUAAACAUACUGGACUGGAACCUUGAAAAUCUCAUUGCUGUUGCUGUAGGACCUGCUGCACAUAUCUGGAAUGGAAGAACUCUUCAAGGCAUUGAAAGCAUUGAUUUGAAUUCCUGUUCCAAGUACAUUUCAUCUCUGGCUUGGAUAAAAGAAGGAACUUGCCUUGCAGUUGGCACUAGUGAUGGAGAAGUGCAACUGUGGGACGUUGAAACCAAAAAGAGGUUGAGAAAUAUGUUUGGUCACCUGUCUGUAGUUGGUGCUCUGAGCUGGAAUCAUUAUAUUCUGAGCAGUGGUUCACGACUAGGAUCUAUUCAUCAUCAUGAUGUUCGGGUUGCUCAGCACCACAUUGGGACUCUUUGCCAAAACAAAGAAAGCAUUUGCAGCCUGAAAUGGUCACUAACUGACCACUUGCUCGCAAGUGGAUCUAAUGAUGGUACGUUGAAUAUCUGGCCUAGUGACCCUGGUGUGAAAGUGCAGUCACAGCCAUUGAAGACCAUACCUCAUUCUUCAGCAGUUAAGGCUAUGAACUGGUGUCCUUGGCAGUCCAAAGUCCUUGCUACAGGGGGUGGAAUGAAAGAUGGGAUUUUGCGUGUCUGGGACAUAAACCGUGAGAAAAUCGUCCAAAGUGCAGCUACAGAUUCUCAGGUCACAAAGGGAGAGUCCUGCAUAUAGCCCUGAGCCCAGAUCAGAGCAGGCUCUUUUCAGUUGCGGCUGAUGGGAUAGCUUGUCUGUGGAAAUGCCAUGAGUCUGGGAAGAGCAAGCACAGCAGCAAGCUUUUUUAU
Cygnus atratus (black swan) is the source of this 1229-nucleotide messenger RNA. RefSeq names its product cell division cycle 20B (gene CDC20B). Gene Ontology annotation, biological process: anaphase-promoting complex-dependent catabolic process; positive regulation of anaphase-promoting complex-dependent catabolic process; positive regulation of ubiquitin protein ligase activity. Bases 124 to 1119 code for a protein of 331 amino acids. NCBI's taxonomy places the organism in Eukaryota, Metazoa, Chordata, Aves, Anseriformes, Anatidae. The transcript has 9 exons. Gene Ontology annotation, cellular component: anaphase-promoting complex. The record is from RefSeq and is a predicted model, not a curated record. Gene Ontology annotation, molecular function: anaphase-promoting complex binding; ubiquitin ligase activator activity; protein binding.